GGUGACGGCGACGGUGACGGAGGUGGCGACGGAGGAGGCGGAGGAGGGCGAAUUCGCGCGUGUGUGUGUGUGCAGCUGACGCGAAAACCGGUGCGCCGUGUGCAGCAUCUCCUCCGAGGAGUGUGACGACCAGGUCGGCGGUCCCCAUAUCGCGAGCCAGCUUUCUUCCCGUCGUCGCGCGCGCGGGGUGGAACUCGGGGAGGAACUUGACGAGGACGGCCGUUUGAAGAACAGGUGGAGAUUCGCUUUCCGCGUUGUUUCGCUCAUCUCCGCCACUAUGCCGUACUGCAUUCUGCUCCUCUCGAUCGCCGUUGCCACGCAGGCGAACGUCUUUCUGCCGUCGAUGAAGGAGGAGCACAUGUUGACCGACACUCUGCUGCGGGAGCUGAUCAUCGAUCAGCUCGGGAACGAAUUCGCGGACGCGCCGGAUCCGUAUUUUCUGGAAUACCCGGAGAAAGCGAAGGAAACGCUGCCGCUGGAGCUGCCGGCCGAUUACGACGACACGCUGAAUCCGAACCCGAGUAUACGAGAUCAGGAGUAUCUGCAGCACAGCACUCUCUGGAGCCAUCAGCGUAUCAAUAACAACAAUAACAAGGGAAACGACAGGCACAGGAUCCACGCGGCCGGCUUGAAAGGGAUCAAGGACGAGAAGACGGAGAAUCCGUUGCCGGCUUACUGCACACCGCCUAAUCCUUGCCCGGUCGGAUACACAAGUGAAAACAAUUGUCUCACCAAUUUCGAGAAUACAGCGGCGUUCAGUCGCGACUACCAGAGCGCGCAGGACUGCAUGUGCGACACGGAACACAUGUUGGAAUGCUCGGGCGACCCCGGGAACAGCAACAACUUGUCGAACAUGCAUAUCUCGAAUUCCGACUUUGAUCAAAUUGUCGAACAGUUUCAGGAAGAAAACCCAUUCUUCCAGGGAGAGAAAUUGCCGAUAGCAGCGAAGAAAGGCAUACACGUGAUUGACUAAAGACUGCGGAAGCGGAGACUCGAGGAAGGGGAACGCUUACACAUGUAUGCAUGCAUACGGAUGCAUGCACGUACAUACACAUAUACACACACAUAUAUCACCAGACGUAAUUCUUACAUGUUUCAUCAAUUAAAGUUUCAAAGGUAUACGUAUAUACACUCGUACGUACAUACGAGUGUACGUCGAUCGAGUAAAACGGGGCUUUUAUUCCGGUACACCGAAGAUCAGUAUCAAUUAGAUAACGCGUCCGGAUCGAUUAAAAUGAAUAUAAGGUACACGCAUUUACGCAGCGUUAAAGCGUCGAACAUUGAGAGGACGAUUGGUACGUUUGCCAAAUCUGACGAUGCACCGAACAAAGUUCUUAAAUGGACCAUUGGCUGUUAUCAGCGGCUGUAUUAAUGUCUAUACACUUUUCUCAUAGAGCCGUUAAUAGAGAUUUUGCCAGAAGCAUGUAAUUAUAUACAGAUGUGUACAGUUUAACCGUAAUCAUAAAAAUUGUAUGUCCACACGCAACAGUUACAGAUUACUUCGGUUUACGAUGCGAGUGCAACCACUUUUGGUAUGGUGUUCUUUUUGAUUUUUUUUUCUCGACUCGACGGGACACGCAGGACGCAGUUUCACAAGGUUCACCGGCGUUAGAACUCCUACGAGUUUACCCCGUUAAAUUCCAACAUAUCCAGAUGUAGGUUGAAAUUUUGCAGAAACACAAAGGAAAGCCUACUACUUGACGUCGCCACGUAUACAUUCCAAAUGAUUCCGAUGUAGCGGGACAUUGUAUAAAAAAAACUGUCCACCCAACAUACGUUAUCGAUUGUUUGUCCGUUAUAUUUUACUUUGAUAUAGUAUAUCGAUAUCGAUGCUUAUUUUCAUUGUGUAAAGUCUCUGAAAUAUAUAUUUUAACAAUAAAGAAUGGUACAUGGUGUCCUUA
Messenger RNA from Dinoponera quadriceps, 1901 nucleotides. RefSeq lists its product as uncharacterized. Gene Ontology annotation, biological process: neuropeptide signaling pathway; regulation of hormone secretion. The record is from RefSeq and is a predicted model, not a curated record. Gene Ontology annotation, cellular component: secretory granule. Lineage: Eukaryota; Metazoa; Arthropoda; Insecta; Hymenoptera; Formicidae. The transcript has 5 exons. Bases 278 to 973 code for a protein of 231 amino acids. Gene Ontology annotation, molecular function: enzyme regulator activity.